Messenger RNA from Paramisgurnus dabryanus, 2104 nucleotides. RefSeq lists its product as uncharacterized. NCBI's taxonomy places the organism in Eukaryota, Metazoa, Chordata, Actinopteri, Cypriniformes, Cobitidae. The record is from RefSeq and is a predicted model, not a curated record.
AUGGGUGGUUUACAGUACCAGAAUACUCCUGAGGUUCUUUACUGCAUUGGAUGCAGAGCAUUGAAGAACCCUGCAAAUAGCACCUGCCAUGGCUGGCCAAUCCAAGGCCUUCGCUGGGUGACGAGGAAAGAACGGCUGUCAAGAUUAAACUGGUUACCUGCCAACACAGGAGGCCAUGGCUGCAGUUCUGUCCCAAAGAAAGAUGCAGAGGAGAUGGACCGACAAACUGAUGAUUACAGCUUUGGUAAUUUUAAAGUGUUUGAAGGAGGACGCUGCAGACCCAAGCAGUGGAGAGAAAACGUCCACAUCAGGAAGCUGCAGAGAUACAAAAGUCAUCGUCUGGUGACCCAUCUCCACCGAGACACAGCUUGUGAAUCAGAGUGCAACUCCGGCUCAAAUAGACUCAGCCAUCUGGCUGUGGUCCAGCAGCCCUAUCCACACAAACCACUGACUUCACAAGUGCCAUUAAGACUCCAGAUUAAAGUGAAUGGACAGAAUGGAGGUUUGGGAAUCUGUAUUGCAGGAGGAAAAGGGUCCCUGCCUUACCAAGAGAAUGAUGAGGUAGAUCCCUGAAUCUCAUUAUAUAGCCUACUACUUGUUAGCAAAUCAGCCAACACCUCCACCACUCAACCAGCACCGGACUUCAUCGCUUCUGACUAUCGGCAAAAUACUCAUCAUCCUCACCUGUUACCACUCAUCAAUCACCUCCAUAUAAACCCUCUCCACUCCUCAAUCCUUUGUCUGGUAUUAUUGUUCCUGCCACGCUCCAAUACAGAUUCUGAUACUCACCGCUGUGAUGAUCUCUCUCCGGAUGUUAUGUCUCCAUCGGAUCCUCCACUUCAUCCUGUUGAAGAGAUAAUAACAACUGUUGCUGAUUUAUCAAUACUCAAACUUCCCUGUGCAUGAAUCUUUCCAAUCUUGUGCUUUCCACAUUAAUCAGUAAAACCAAUUUGUUGUUUGUAAACCGGUAUCUCUCAUAAUGUGUGUGACACAAACUAUAAUAGUCAUACCUCUGUGGUGCUGUUUACAAAACAAAAAACAUGGAUCAGAAUACUAAUGCACAUACAGGCAGUUAUUUCAAUACGUAAUGAAAAUGUUAGAUUUUGUUUUGUCGUAUGUUUUUUCCUAUUAUUGAUUAAUUUGUUUUCUGUGCUUUAGGGAAUUUUUAUUUCCAAAGUGUCUAAAGGAGGGCCAGCGGAGAAGGCAGGGGUUCGUGUCGGGGACAGAGUGCUGGAGGUCAAUGGUCAAGACGUGCAGGAGGUGAGCCACCACGAGGCUGUCUUUGCCCUGAGGACUGCUGGAAGCUGUAUAAAAAUCAAAGUUCUCCGUGAGAGACGUGUACCCGUGGAGCCAUUGAGAAAUGAGAGGACUGACACCAUGGUGACGGACAGACAGCUCAGCCAAGAGUGGGGUGUUCUAGUAAGCAGAGACCGACCCAGUGUCCUGCAAUCCCUAGAUCCAACUCUGGACUGCAUGUUAUUAGACAGUGUGAUUGAUGCUACAACCUGCAAUGCAAACAAAUCGGAUGAUCUGAAGGAGAAAGACACGGGGAGCUCCAAUAACAAUGCCUUACAAGUUGUGAAAAACACCAUGACGAUACCUCACAUUAUUCUGACUCAUCCCUCUACCUCGGAUGAAGACGUAGAGCUGCUGACACAGGUUCCCGAUGAAAGAGAUUUCUAUGACUUCAGUGGCUCUGAUGGUCACAUCUGCUCUGAUAGCUUGAACAAUGCUUUUUAACCCAUCAGAAAACUCCACAAGUCACUUGUUUACUCUCUCUAUUUUAUACAGCUAGUAUCUUUCAAAGUGACAAUGAACAGUGAAAUUAUUCAUUUAAAUGAUAUUGCUUUUAAAAACACUGUUUGUUAUUGUCAUUAUCAUUUAAAACAGGCCCAUCAUUUGUAGGUUGUUUUUGUUGUGCCUGAGAUUAUUAUACUUGCAAAUGUUUAUAUGACUUAAUCCAAAAAUAAUCCAAAAAACAUGAUGAGGCUCUACACACACACACACACACACGCACGCACGCACGCACGCACGCACGCACGCACGCACAUGUGGACAUUACUGCUGGCUGGUUGGGCCGCCCCCCAAAGUUGUUCAGAGAAGA